Molecule: messenger RNA, 494 nt
Organism: Paramecium tetraurelia
Lineage: Eukaryota; Ciliophora; Oligohymenophorea; Peniculida; Parameciidae
Exons: 2
Biological process (GO): mRNA splicing, via spliceosome
Cellular component (GO): spliceosomal complex; nucleus
Source: RefSeq, a predicted model, not a curated record
AUGCCUAAAAUUAAAACUAUUCGAACUAAGAAAGCACCUGAGGGAUGGGAUUUAAUUGAACCAACAAUCACAGAAAUUGGAAAUCAAAUACGAGAUGUAGAGAAUCAAGCAUACAGUGAUAAGAAGAAACCAGAAUAAUUUUGGGAGAUUUACAAAUUGCAUCAUCAGAGAUCUCGUUAUAUAUACGAAAUGUACUAUUACAAAAAGGAGAUAACCAGAGAAUUAUAUGAAUUCUGUUUAUAAGAGUAGUAUGGGGAUGCAACAUUAAUAGCCAAAUGGAAGAAAACCGGAUAUGAAAAACUGUGUUGUUUGCAUUGCAUAUCUAAAUCGCAGCAUAACUUUGGUGGAACCUGUAUUUGUAGGGUUCCUAAAGCGAAAUUAGAGGAAGGGAAAUUGGUACAAUGUAAAUAGUGUGGAUGCAGAGGUUGUGCUAGUGGAGAUUGAUAUAAUUAUCUAUAAAAUGGUACGAUAAGUUUUAAUCAUCCACAUUUUAA